AUGUACAUAAAGGAGAUUGUGUUGAGUGGAUUCAAGUCGUUCGGCAACCAUACUGAAAUCAGUGGCUUCGAUCCGAGAUUAACGGCGAUCACUGGUGCAGAGGGUUCAGGAAAGACGAAUCUUUUAAAUGCCAUUUAUUUUGUGCUGGGAUCUAACAGUGUGCAAGAUCUGCGCGCUGCAGGCGUGCAAGAUCUGGUUUUCAACAAAGGGGAAAGGGCUUCUGUGACAAUUGUCUUUGAUAACACGGAUGACACGCAUUAUCCGCUGGGGUACGAAGAAUGGGAAACUAUUGUGGUGACGCGUCAAAUUGUGGGCGGAAGCCAAACCAGGUUCCUCAUAAAUGGCAAAAAUGUAGAAGAUAAGGAUGUGCUGGAAUUUUUUAAAUCUGCUCAAAUGAGCAUGCAAAAUAAACAUUAUUUUGUCGCUGAGGGUAAACUAGACUAUAUCCUAGGAUUGGACACUAAAAAGUUCUUGUUAUUGGUGGAAGAUGUAGCUGGCACGACUAUUUACAAAAUGAAACGUGAUGCCAGCAGAGCUCUGGUACAAAAAAUGGAGACUAAGGGGCGCGGGGCAACGGACGGGCGGAUAGAAAAUGUACCGCGUAAGGACCGCGCCAUUUACCGAGAGUAUCAAAAAAUCUGUCGUGAUAUCGCGGCACUCACUCAUAUACACAUAUCGGCCCAGUAUCAGAACCACCGUGAAGCUUUGCAGUUAGCGAAAGCUAAAGAGAUUAAGAUAAACAAUCGUAUUGACAACUGUCGCAGCACACAAGCCAGCAAUGAGGAGGCAAUUAGACGCAUUAAUGCGGCAAUGAAGGACAUUCAGAUGAAACUUGCUGCUAUAUCGGGUGAACGCUUAGAGGCAGGGGCAGCAGAUGAGAGUGCUAUUGGGGCUACAGCUACGGCUAUUCAGGAACCAGCUGAGGAAGUGGUGGAAGUGGAAGAUACGAAAAAAAACGACAUAGAGCAGAGCGAAGACCCACAGCAAGAGCUAGCGACUGAGAGUGAUUUUACGGACACUCAGGAGCCAGCUGAGAAAGCGAUUGAGUUGGAUACGAAAAUAAUCGACCGGGCAUUCGAGGACCUGUCCAUAAAAGAGUCCAGCUUAGAUCAGAAAACCGUAUCCAACGUGAUGUGUGAAUUCUACCAGAUGGAUAUGAAUCCCUGCGUAGUAUUGACGAAUGACAUGGGAGACAGCAUGCAUAGCUUUGUUGCCGGAGAUAGCGAUGCAAGCAUCAAGAUUCAGCAGUGUGACAAUUCGCAACAGUGUGCCACCUUCAUACCUCUGUUCGAGGUCUUACCAUACUUUCUGUACGAAAUUGUUCAUGAGUACGCACAGGCAAAAUACGGCAAGGAUAAUGACAAUUGGAACUUAUGCAUUAUAACAUAUGAGCCCAUCGAAAAAGUCUUUGAGAACGCUGUGAAGCAAACUACUGACCACAAUUUGGGAUUGCAUGUGCUAGAUCAGAAAGACAAUGCUGAUGAUGCCGCUUCGUUUACGAACGAAAAUAUAUUAGACGAGUUUAUCAUUUUUAAAAAUGACAAAGAUGUUGAGCAAAAGCAGGCCGAAUACAAGAAAGUGAUAGAGGACUUGGCUAAUAUCGAUAGCGAACUCAGCCAGAUCAAUAAACAGAAGAUUUUGCUUGAACAGCGCUGUCAGCAAUUGUCCAAAUACAUAGGUCUCUCUAGCCACAAAGCUUUAGCGUUACAACUGAAUCAGGAGAAGGACUCACGCGACGACAUCAAGGAGGCUUCACGCGAUGAAAAGGGGAGCUCCAACCCAAAACCUGUCGAUUCCAAAGAAGAUUUAGAGCGUGAGCUGCAGGCUCUGUUCAAUAAGAGAGAAAUGUUGCUGGAGCAAAACGUGGAGCUCGAACUACAGGUAGAGAAAAAAGUACUGGAAAAGAUCAAGAUCAUUAAUGAAGGGAUGGAAGCUGAGAAGAAGAUGGAAGAACUGGAAUGCAAAUAUUCAUGGAUAACAGAAAAUAGGGAUUUUUUCGGAAAGAAGAACACACGCUACGACUACUCCAAAGAUAAUGCUGUAGAUGCCGGGAAAAAAUUGGAAAAACUACUAGAGAAGAAGAGCCAAAUGGAAGGUAAUCGAAAGUUAAGCAAAAUCCUACAAGACUUGGUAAUGAGAGAGUACGAAGUCGAUAUCCGUAAGCAAGUGCAAUCUAUGCAAAAUAGCGAAUUACGGACACUAGUGCAUAGAAUUGAUGAUGAAGAAAAGAAUCAGUUAAAGGUGACGCGCGACAUCAUCAACGAACAUUUCGCCAGCAUAUUAGGCACAUUGUUGCCCGGCGCCCACGGCCAUGUCGAAGCUAUCAUGGAAAAUGGCAGAUAUACUGGUAUGGAGUUGAAAGUGGGCUUCGAUGGUGUUUGGAGAGACAGUGCUGCUCAACUGUCCCCCAAGGAGAGGUCAUUGGUCGGGCUCUCCAUGAUGCUUGCCAUCUGGAAAUAUGCGCCAGCACCGAUUUACGUUUUAAACAGGAUAGAAGGGACCCUUGAUGAUGGCGAAUUAAACAAAGUUGCAAGCAUUCUUAAGAGCUUUUCUGGAUCGCAGUUGAUUAUUACUUCCCAAGCGGAUGGUCUACUUGAUCGUGCCAACGUCACAUUUCGCACCGACUUCAGGAAAGGAAAUUCGACGAUUGAACGCAUUGCCAAGCGCUAA
Molecule: messenger RNA, 2670 nt
Organism: Scaptodrosophila lebanonensis
Lineage: Eukaryota; Metazoa; Arthropoda; Insecta; Diptera; Drosophilidae
Product: structural maintenance of chromosomes protein 2-like
Exons: 7
Coding region: 1-2670 (889 amino acids)
Source: RefSeq, a predicted model, not a curated record